GGUGUUUCCCUUCCUUUUCUUAAUUAUUCCCAGCCAAACGGCCCCUAGAUAUAAAUGAGUUUACACAAACCCAAUUACCCAAAUAGGAAGCCCGUAUCCGGGUAUGCAUACGAUUGCAAAAGUAGAUAAAUAGGAUUGAAAUAAAUUUUAUAUAUUUGAUCUCUGAUCAAUCUCGAAACCCCUGUUCCCUAAAUCUGGAAAUGGAUCCACCAACUUCUUGGGACUCCUUGAGGAAACAGGCAAGGAGGCUUGAAGCUCAGUUGGAUGAUCAAAUGCAUUUAUAUCGUAAGUUAGUAUCAAAAAAUGUGGGCAAUGGUAAUGAGAAUGACCUGGAAGCGGAAAUAGAUCAACUGCUCAAACAACUUCAAUUAGUAAAUUCACAGAUGCAAGCGUGGGUGUCGUCCGGAGGAUCAGAAAUCUUUUCCCAUACAUUGACACGUCAUCAGGAAAUUCUUCAUGACCUGAAUCAGGAGUUUAUGCGACUUCGUUCUAGCCUUAGAGCCAAUAAAGAACAUGCUUCACUGCUUGAGGACUUCAGGGAGUUCGACCGUGCAAGAUUAGAUCUGGAAGAAGGUGGAUCUUAUGAGCAGGCAUCUCUACUCAAGGAGCGAGCAGCUAUCAGCAGAGGUACAGGACAGAUGGACUCGGUAAUUUCUCAAGCACAAGAGACUCUUGGUACACUUGUGUUUCAACGUUCAACAUUUGGAGGCAUCAACUCAAAGCUUAGUAAUGUUAGCAGUCGUCUUCCAACGGUGAACAGUAUUCUCUCUGCAAUAAAGAAGAAAAAGUCCAUGGAUACUAUUAUCCUUUCGUUGGUUGCAUCCAUCUGCACGUUUCUCAUUUUAAUUUAUUGGUUGACCAAAUAGAAAGUACAUGUAAUUUCUGAUGGGAGCCCCUCCUGCUGUACUGUUUGUAAACAUCCUUUUUUGGUUUUUUGUUAAGUUGUGCUAUUCUUUCUAUUCGCCAUUACAUUAGAUGGCAUUGUAUACACCCUGUUGGUUUGUUGCACUAGUUACCAUGCCUUGUAUAAAAAAACAACCCAGAAAUCAAGAUUACAGAUUAUAUUAGUUA
Messenger RNA from Daucus carota subsp. sativus, 1071 nucleotides. Its product is annotated as Golgi SNAP receptor complex member 1-1. NCBI's taxonomy places the organism in Eukaryota, Viridiplantae, Streptophyta, Magnoliopsida, Apiales, Apiaceae. The coding region runs from base 201 to 866 and encodes 221 amino acids. Gene Ontology annotation, molecular function: SNAP receptor activity. The record is from RefSeq and is a predicted model, not a curated record. Gene Ontology annotation, cellular component: SNARE complex; Golgi membrane; Golgi medial cisterna. Gene Ontology annotation, biological process: endoplasmic reticulum to Golgi vesicle-mediated transport; vesicle fusion. The transcript has 5 exons.